Drosophila ficusphila is the source of this 1836-nucleotide messenger RNA. RefSeq lists its product as uncharacterized. The transcript has a single exon. The record is from RefSeq and is a predicted model, not a curated record. Bases 1 to 1836 code for a protein of 611 amino acids. NCBI's taxonomy places the organism in Eukaryota, Metazoa, Arthropoda, Insecta, Diptera, Drosophilidae.
AUGCCGAGAGAUAGGAACACGAAUUCGCAGCGCCGCCAUUCGCGCCAUUCAGAGGACGAACCACGUCGCCGCCAUCGCCACCAUCGCCACCGCCGCGAUCGCCCGGCUAAUCAGGACCCAGGUGAGCGCCCAAACACCGCGGCUUCCGCCACGACGAUGCCCGCAUUAGAGGGACUGCACCUGGCAGCCAACGCCACCAGCCCCAGGCGCAACUCGCGGCCACCGACGCCGACAAGCACGGUCGCCGCCGACACGGGGCGCCCACCGCGUCCGCCAUCGGCCGCGCCCGAUGCCACCGGAUCCACCCCACCAGCGACCACCGCCGACAGCGACGCCCAGCCGUCGCCCGCGAUCAGCCCCACAUGGUGCGAAGGGCUGACCUACGAGGACGUGGUGGCCUCUAUUUUUGAGGCAGAAGAAGAGCCGGACCCAGCCAUCCCCUCGGUCCCCGCCUCGCCGACCCCCGUGGGCCCGCUGGGCGCAAUUUAUGAGGAGGUCUCCGAUGCUGAGGUGGUGACUCUCAGCUCGGACGACGACGAGCCACGGGGCGCGGCGAUGGACACAGUUGUCCUUCUCGACGAGGAGGAGACCGUGCCGUGGGUACCGCCCCACCGAGAAACACCACCGCCCUCAUACGAGGAGCUUUUCGGGCCGGGCCCGUACCCGGAGCCCGACCCUCCAGCAUCAGCCGGGGUCAGCACCGCUGCCACCAUGGCGGUGCGGGCCACCGGCGCCGCUGCCACGGGCACACCCAGGCCCGCACCCAGUGCCACCGACGCCAAGGAGCAGGCCACGCCCACGCUCACCGCCGCCGACGACACCGCCGACGCGGCAACCGUCCGGGCAGGAGCCAGCACCCCCACGGGGGAUGACUUGCUCGCGCUCCUGCUGGGGAAGCUGGCCGCGUCCCCCGACGGACCCACCACGUCCGCCGCAUCCCAGCAGCGGGAGGCAGUCCGGGCCGCGGUCCGAACAAUAAUGGCCACGAUCCCCACGGCGGAAGCCACUGCUCAACCCGACGCAGCCGCUGGAUCGACCGCCGGCAUCCCACCGGCCGCCACUGCUCAAUCCGACGCAGCCGCCGGAUCGGCCGCCGGCAUCCCACCGGCCGCCACUGCUCCACCCGACGCAGCCGCCGGCAUCCCACCGGCCGCCACUGCUCAAUCCGACGCAGCCGCCGGAUCGGCCGCCGGCAUCCCGCCGGCCGCCACUGUUCAACCCGACGCAGCCGCCGGAUCGGCCGCCGGCAUCCCGCCGGCCGCCAUGGCUCAACUAGACGCCGCCACCCAAGCGGCCGCCCAACCGGACGCCGCCGCCACGGCGCGCGCCCCGACGCCGCCUGACGGCACCGCGGCCACUGCAGCCGUAGCUGCCGUCCUGCCGUCCAGGCCCGUGCGGCGGGUGAGGCCUAUGCCGGCCACCGACCAGCAGCGCUGGCGUGGCCGCCAGCCUUUGGCCAACCCCGAAGGCGAACCAGUCGGCCGCCCAGGCAUCCUCCGCCGACCGGCCCCAUGGCCCAUGGAGGAGGCCAGUACUGACGAGGAAUUAGGAGAGGACGCCGAGGAAGACGAGGAGGACGCCGACUCGGAGGAGGAGCUUCCCCCGGUGGAUCCCCUGCCUCCAAACGCCCAGGUCCGCGCCCUCGACGGAUGGGUUACCGAAGACGGGUGGGUACCCAUCGCCCUCCUGCGUAGUAUAGACGGGCAUCUGCGCCAGCCGAGACGCCGGGAGGUGCGCUACCUGGAGGAGGUAGCCGGCAUCCGCUAUCGCAUCCAGAUCUCGACCAGCGGCCGGGUAAAGGUCUUCCCGCACCCCCGAGGAAGGGAUGGGGUGUGA